GCCUGUUCGAGAGCUUCAAAUCGGUAGCUCAUCUUCCACUCCAACGAACAUAACGAUUAACGAUUCGCAUUUGUUUUUUCUACAUAUUCUAAAUUUAAGGAGGCCAACAUUGCAACUUUCAAGAUGGAGUUUGGAAACACAGGAAUGUUGAAUGAAGAUGGUAUUCAUGUGGAUAUGGAUCGUUUGAAGAAGGGAGAAGUCAACUUAGGAACCUCCAUCAUGGCCGUAAACUUUAAGGAUGGUGUCAUUUUGGGUGCCGACAGUAGAACAACAACCGGCUCAUAUAUCGCAAAUCGAGUUACAGACAAGCUCACACAAGUACAUGAUACAAUUUGGUGUUGUCGAUCAGGUUCUGCGGCUGAUACUCAAGCUGUUGCGGAUAUUGUUCAUUACCAGUUGGGAAUGUAUGGAGCUUUGAAUGGCAAAACACCAACCACACAAACGGCCGCUGCUAUGUUCCAGGAACUUUGCUACGAUAACAAGGAUCAAUUGAGUGCCGGUUUGAUUAUUGCUGGCUGGGAUGAACGACACGGAGGUCAAGUCUACUCGAUACCAUUAGGAGGAUCGUUACACAAGCAAUCUUAUGCUAUUGGAGGUUCCGGCUCAACGUACAUCUAUGGAUACUGUGAUGCAAACUGGAAGGAAGGUAUGGAGGAGGCCGAUGCUGUCGACUUUGUUAAGGGUGCAUUGCAAGAAGCUAUCAAAUGGGAUGGGAGUUCCGGAGGUGUCAUCAGAAUGGUGGUUUUGACGGCUAAGGGAGCAGACAGGCAUCUGUACUUGCCAGACACGAAUUAUACCGUCCGUCAUCAAUAGAUGAUGAAUCAUUGUACGAAUAGAACCCGACCAUAAUACCAUGGAGUUUGCGCAGUGAAAUAAUUUGCAAGGUUUCAUAAUGGUCAAUCCAUGGAAAUUGCAAUUCAAUCGAAGCGGUGAGAUUAAGAAUAGGAAGAUUCUUACGUGUGGCUUUCAUUCCGAAUUUUAAUCGUAUCGCAUUUCCUGUAGGAGCAUGAUUUUGAUACUUUUCAGUGUUACAGCAUGUGUGAUUGUUAUAGGUUACGGGGCAAUCUUAAAUGAAGAAGAUUCAAUAGGAUCUCCUUUAUGCUUCUCA
Molecule: messenger RNA, 1108 nt
Organism: Botrytis cinerea B05.10
Lineage: Eukaryota; Fungi; Ascomycota; Leotiomycetes; Helotiales; Sclerotiniaceae
Gene: Bcpre3
Product: Bcpre3
Exons: 6
Coding region: 124-813 (229 amino acids)
Cellular component (GO): proteasome core complex
Molecular function (GO): threonine-type endopeptidase activity
Source: RefSeq, a predicted model, not a curated record